This is a messenger RNA of Balearica regulorum gibbericeps (East African grey crowned-crane), 453 nucleotides long. The record is from RefSeq and is a predicted model, not a curated record. Lineage: Eukaryota; Metazoa; Chordata; Aves; Gruiformes; Gruidae.
AUGGAAGCCUUCAAGUCCCAAAACAACCUGGCUCACAGGGAGAAACCUGACGGGGGGCCAGUUUCUGUCACUAUCCCAGCCUCUCCCUUCAUGCAGAAGCUUGGAUAUGGCACUGGGGUCAGCGUCUACUUGAUGAGAAGAUCUCCCAGAGGUUUGUCUCACUCCCCUUGGGCUAUAAAGAAAAUUAAUUCCAAAUGCAACAGGAGCCAGCAAAGCAUCUAUCAGCAGAGACUGAACAAAGAAGCCGAGAUUUUGGAAAACCUCCAGCACCCAAACAUUGUGGGUUACCGCGCGUUUACCGAGGCCAACGAUGGAAGUAUGUGUCUGGCCAUGGAGUACGGAGGAGAAAAAUCUCUCGGUGACUUGCUUGAAGACAGACGUGCAGAACGGUUGGGCCCUUUCCCUGCUGCCACCAUUUUCAAAGUUGCCUUGAGCAUGGCGAGGGGGCUGAAG